AUGACUGAAGCAAUGAUUAUUGAUCAAUCAAGUACGACAAUGAUCGAAAAUACUAAUGAAUCUCAAACAAUAAAUGGUAUUGAAAAGAAAAAAUAUGCUAUACAAAAUAUUCCACGUUUACCACGUGAACUUACACCAUUUGCACCAUUUACAGCUGUUAUUGAACUUGAUCAACGUGGUCCAUUAUUUAAAGGACCAGGAGCAAAACGUGAUACAGGACGUUAUAAAGUUCGAUUAUCAGAUGAUGAAAGUGUUAAACGUGCAAAAAAAUAUGCUUUGGAACAAAGUGUUAAAUAUGUUCUUGUGAAACAACAACAACAACAACAACGUGUCCAAUUAGAUAAUAUUAAAAAACAACAAGCACUUUUAUUAAUGUGUCGAAUUUAUAUUGGAAGUAUUAAUUUUGAGUUAAAUGAAGCAAUGCUCAAACAAGCAUUUCAACCGUUUGGUCCAGUUAAAGCUGUUUCAUUAACAUUUGAUCCUGUUACUAAUCGUCAUAAAGGUUUUGCUUUUCUUGAAUAUGAAAUACCAGAAGCAGCACAAUUAUCGAUUGAACAAAUGAAUGGAGUCAUUCUUGGUGGAAGAAAUAUUAAAGUUGGUAGACCAUCGAAUAUGCCACAAGCACAACCAAUUAUUGAUCAAUUAACUGAAGAAGCGAAAAAUUAUAAUCGAAUUUAUAUAGCUUCAAUUCAUCCGGAUUUAACUGAAAAUGAAAUUCAAAGUGUUUUUGAAGCUUUUGGUAAAAUUAAAAGUUGUACUGUAGCAAAAGAUCCAGCAACAAAUAAACAUAAAGGUUAUGGUUUUAUUGAAUAUGAAACAGUCCAAGCAGCACAAGAUGCAAUUAAUUCAAUGAAUUUAUUUGAUCUUGGUGGACAAUAUCUUCGAGUUGGAAAAGCAAUAACACCUCCUGAGGGUUUGCUAGCUUCAACACCAGCAGCCGCAGCUUCAAUGCCAACAGCUACUGCAUUAGCUGUUGCUACAAUUACAGCUCAACUACAGGCUAAAGAUGUUGAAACAAAUUCACAACCCACUAUAUAUGAUGAAACUGGCUUAGGUCUACACGAACGCCGAUGGUCAUAUCCAACACAAGUAGGAUUUAUUGGUGGUCCUAUUGCACCAACAACUGUUGCUGCUGCUCUUUCAGCUGCUUCAUAUUCUGGUGCAACAGCUGUUACAUCAAUGAUUUCUACUAUACUCAAUCCGACUACUUCUAUAACAAAUCCGAUUCCUCAACCUGCCACUGUUGGUUCGCCUGGAGUUCGUUCAAAUUUUAUUACACCACCUGUAUCAAAUGUUACCACUUCACCAUCACUACAACAAAUACCUGUUCCACCUUCGCAAGUUAUUAUUCCACCACCACCAUCGACAUUGAUUCCACAACCAACUAUGCUUGAAGAACCACCUGUUCCUGUUGGAUUAAAACCUGAUUUAGAACCAAAACAACAAUAUCCAUCAAUUUCACUUGUUUUACCAACAAAUAAAUCAGAAACAACUGACAAUCAAAAAACUGCUUUAGAUUUAAAUCUUGCUGAAGAUUCAACAGCGCCUUUAUCUCAGCAAGAAGAAUUUAGUGUUAAAGGUCGUGAACAAAGACAUUUAUUAAUGCAAAAAUUAAAUCAACGUCGACUUGAAUCACGUGUAUGUGUACUAAGAAAUAUGGUUGGUCCAGAAGAUGUUGAUGAUGAUUUACAACAAGAAAUAACAGAAGAAUGUUCGAAAUACGGUGAAGUUAUUAAAGUUGUUAUUUAUACUGAACAACAAGGAGAAGAUGAUAAUGCAGAACAAAUUGUCAAAAUUUUUGUUGAAUUUCAAACAAAUAAACAAGCAGAAAAAACGGUUCAAUCACUUAAUAAUCGAUAUUUUGCUGGUCGAAUGAUAAAAGCUGAAUUAUAUGACCAAACAGCAUAUCAAGCUGAGGAUCUAUCGGGUUAA
This is a messenger RNA of Rotaria sp. Silwood1, 1932 nucleotides long. The record is from the annotation of a GenBank genome assembly. NCBI's taxonomy places the organism in Eukaryota, Metazoa, Rotifera, Eurotatoria, Philodinida, Philodinidae.